Elgaria multicarinata webbii is the source of this 5535-nucleotide messenger RNA. RefSeq names its product lysine acetyltransferase 2A (gene KAT2A). The transcript is spliced from 18 exons. Gene Ontology annotation, biological process: chromatin remodeling; positive regulation of transcription by RNA polymerase II. Gene Ontology annotation, cellular component: nucleus; ATAC complex. Bases 1 to 2490 code for a protein of 829 amino acids. Gene Ontology annotation, molecular function: histone H3 acetyltransferase activity; protein binding. The record is from RefSeq and is a predicted model, not a curated record. Lineage: Eukaryota; Metazoa; Chordata; Lepidosauria; Squamata; Anguidae.
AUGCGCAGUGGCGUCCACGCGCCCACGCCGUCCCGGAGGGUCCCGGGCAUCAUGGCGGAGCCGGAGGUCUCCUCACAGACCGCCCGGACCCCGCAGACUAGCGCUCCCUCCGUCGCCACCGUCUCCACAGUCACAGCUCCGCCGGUGGUGGGGGGAGGCGGAGCUGGGGGAAGCAGCAGCAGCAGCAGCAGCAGCAGCGAUCCGGUUCGCCCGGGAUUAAGCCAACAACAACGCGCGAGCCAGCGGAAGGCGCAUGCGCGGAGCUUCCCGCGGGCAAAAAAGCUGGAAAAACUAGGGGUAUUUUCAGCAUGCAAGGCGAACGACUCCUGCAAAUGCAACGGCUGGAAGAACCCAAAUCCUCCCACAGCCCCUCGCAUGGAUCUGCAGCAGACGGUCACCAACCUCAGCGAGCCCUGCCGCAGCUGCGGGCACACGCUAGCUGACCAUGUGUCUCACCUGGAGAACGUCUCUGAGGAGGAGAUCAAUCGGCUUCUGGGGAUGGUGGUGGAUGUGGAGAACCUCUUCAUGUCUGUCCACAAGGAAGAGGACACGGACACCAAGCAGGUUUAUUUCUACCUGUUCAAGCUCCUAAGGAAAUGCAUCCUGCAGAUGAGCCGCCCGGUUGUUGAGGGUUCCCUUGGCAGCCCCCCUUUCGAAAAGCCAAACAUUGAACAGGGCGUCUUAAACUUUGUGCAGUACAAGUUCAGCCACCUGCCUCCCAAGGAGCGACAGACCAUGUUUGAGCUCUCCAAGAUGUUCCUUCUGUGCCUAAACUACUGGAAGCUGGAAACGCCGUCCCAGUUCCGCCAGCGCUCACAAAACGAUGACGUGGCGACCUACAAGGUCAACUACACCCGGUGGCUGUGUUACUGCCAUGUCCCCCAGAGCUGCGACAGCCUCCCACGCUACGAGACCACUCAGGUCUUCGGGCGCAACCUCCUCAAGUCUACUUUUACGGUUACUCGCCGGCAGCUGCUAGAGAAGUUCCGGGUGGAGAAGGACAAGCUGGUGCCCGAGAAGCGGACCCUCAUCCUCACCCACUUCCCCAAGUUUCUGUCAAUGCUGGAGGAGGAAAUCUAUGGGGAGAGCUCCCCCAUCUGGGAGGCUGACUUUACUAUGCCUGCGACAGAAGGAGCCGCCCUUGUCCCCCGGCCAGCUAUCAGCACUGUUCCUGCAGCCAGCACUCCACUCUUCAGCAAAUCUCUGAGCUGCAGCUCUUCCCUGGCGUCUAUUAACCUCGAUGGCAGCUCAUUGGAUUCUGUGCCAGGGGAGAAGAGGAAGCUUCCAGAGAGCCUGACGCUUGAGGAUGCCAAGCGGAUCCGCGUGUUGGGCGACAUCCCGAUGGAGCUCGUCAACGAAGUGAUGUUGACCAUCACAGAUCCAGCAGCCAUGCUGGGGCCUGAGACCAGCCUCCUCUCGGCGAAUGCAGCUAGGGAUGAGACAGCCCGACUAGAGGAACGCCGUGGCAUCAUUGAGUUCCACGUCAUCGGCAACUCGCUCUCGCAGAAAUCAAACAAGAAGAUCCUCAUGUGGCUGGUUGGGCUGCAGAAUGUUUUUUCACACCAGCUGCCUCGAAUGCCCAAGGAGUACAUCACCCGCCUGGUUUUUGACCCCAAACACAAGACCCUGGCGCUGAUCAAGGACGGCCGAGUGAUUGGGGGCAUCUGUUUCCGGAUGUUCCCGACACAGGGCUUCACGGAGAUCGUCUUCUGUGCCGUGACGUCUAAUGAGCAAGUCAAGGGCUAUGGGACCCACCUGAUGAACCACCUGAAGGAGUACCACAUCAAACACAGCAUCCUCUACUUCCUCACCUAUGCUGACGAAUAUGCCAUUGGCUACUUCAAGAAGCAGGGUUUCUCGAAAGACAUCAAGGUCCCCAAGAGCCGGUAUCUUGGCUACAUCAAGGACUAUGAGGGAGCCACCUUGAUGGAGUGUGAACUGAAUCCCCGAAUUCCUUACACAGAGCUCUCACAUAUCAUCAAGAAGCAGAAGGAGAUCAUCAAGAAGUUGAUAGAGAGGAAGCAGGCCCAGAUUCGCAAAGUCUACCCCGGCCUCACUUGCUUCAAGGAGGGUGUUCGGCACAUCCCGAUCGAAAGCAUUCCUGGCAUUCGGGAAACAGGAUGGAAGCCCCUGGGGAAGGAAAAAGGGAAGGAGCUCAAAGAUCCGGACCAGUUGUAUACUACCUUGAAAAAUCUCCUUGCGCAAAUCAAGACCCAUCCCAGCGCCUGGCCAUUCAUGGAACCAGUGAAAAAAUCGGAGGCUCCUGACUACUAUGAAAUCAUCCGCUUCCCCAUUGACCUCAAGACGAUGACGGAGCGACUCAAGAACCGCUACUACGUCACCAAGAAGCUGUUCAUUGCCGACUUGCAGCGCAUCAUCACCAACUGCCGCGAAUACAACCCGCCGGAGAGCGAUUACUGCAAGUGUGCCAACACGCUGGAGAAGUUCUUCUACUUCAAGCUGAAGGAAGGGGGCCUCAUCGACAAGUAGGAGCAGCCCCCGCGGGGAGCGUCCGCCUCCGCCCCUUCCGUCUCGUUGGAAACUCUUCCAGCUUGUGAACGGCUGGACGUUCUUCCUGGCUGCCUUUUGCCGCAUCGCAACGCACAAACCAGAUGUGGUUGGCUGGACGUAAGAGGUUCCCCCUGGCGUGAAAAGGGGGAAGGCACCCGCAGACGGCCAUCUCUGAACGCUUCUCUCCCUUUCACGGCCUGGGAUCUGUUCUCAGCCUUGUUCAUUUCUGAGCCUUAUCACUCCGUCCGUUGGGUCUUCAUUUCCAGAAGGGAGUAACUGGGAGGACUUUGGAAGAUGGCUUUCUCUCCUUCUUGCCAAAAAGGGUUGCCUGAAUCCUCACGUAAGCAUCUUGAGAUCGAACGAGGGACCUGAUGCAGCUUCUCUCUCCCCUGCACACACACACACAUACACACACCCGUACCGACCACCCCAAUUUCCCUUUUGUGCCUGUGGGUCUUCCGUAGUCCCAUGCUACCGGGCCUCUGGAGGGUUUCAUCUGCUUACCCGCCAUCCUUGCUUUAAGGUUCAGCCAUUUCUUCUUGACAUGUGAAUGUACAAAAGGAGCAGUUUGGGGGGCAGAAGAGGACCAAGAGGGUGGGGAGCUGCAAAAGCUGCAGGGGGUUCUCCCUGCUCCCCAAGAGCUUUUGCUGGGACUGUAUCUGAAGCCUUCCCUUCCUUCUGGCCGGUUCACAAGUGUCCACUAGCUCACCUGAAUGCAGUUACCUUUCCUACAGAGGAGAGGAGCCUGUGAAUCGUGGGGCUUACAUCUCAUUGGGCUACAAGAGGCAGGUAAGCCAACGGGUGGGGCACACAAGAAUCCCUUCCCCCCCCCCUUAUAAAACACACACACAAAGCACUUUGCCCUACUCACUAGACUGACCAAGUUCUUGGCCCUCACAAAACCCACCAAAAACUUGGUGCUGGAUCAAAACUUUACUCUCUGCUAAAGAAUGGUUGAGGUACACGGACGGUGGCUUCCCCACAUUCUAGAUCAGAAAGAGCAAAUGUCUUGCCUCCCAUCCCAUCCCAGACACCUCUACUGGGUGUGUGUUUUCUCCCAACACUCCAAUUUACGGACCAUUCCAAAUUAUGUUUCCGCCCUGCUCUUAUUGAACCUCGCACUUCUUUGGUCUGCUACAACCAUGGCUGAUGGUUGUCUGUGCUGAGACCUCUCCCUCCCGUCCCUGGCUUUCUAUCAAGACUAGUCAGACCUCUUCUUUCAGCUUUGGUGCUGCCUCUGACCAUGUCAGUGGAGUUGAUGACUCUCUCUCUCUCUCUCUCUCUUUCUCUCUCAUGCCCUCUCACAUGCACUUCACUGCACAUACAUCGGUGCGUGUCUGUUGUAUUGGUUGUUUCUCAUGCCUUGAUUUAGGGAGCUUAGAAGAGAUUUUGUUUUAUUUUUUUCAUACGGGGGGCCCAAUUUUGCUGCUAACCAGACACUUUAAAGGGAUUGUGCUGCCAUGUUGCCAGACCCAUGCAUCCCACUUGCUUGCUUCAGAAUUCCUGUAAAUUUUGCCACCAUGUGGUGACAUGGGGGUAUAACCACCCAUUGUUUUCCCAUUGAAAAAGCAACAGUUCCUUAUCUCAGGUGGAUUUUACCUCUGACUCUUUAAUUUAGGAUAGGGGAAAGGUAAGGUUCAUGGAAAUAUUAACUCCAUAAGAAUUACAGACAUCGUGGCAAAAGUUCCCUGCAUCGUGGGGUGGAGAAAGGAAAUGUAUGAAGUUCCCUAGAUUUAGCCUUCCCCAACCUGUUGUACUUCAGAUGGGUCCUCUUAGCAUUCAUUCCCUUUGGCCAUGCUGUUUGGGGCUGAUGGGAGUUGAAGUCCAAAACAUCUCAAAGGGCACCAAGUUGGGGAAGGCUGCCAUAGAGUGGUAAUGUAAAUUUAUUUGUGGCCUCAACUAAAUGGGAUAUGUGGGCUGCCGACCAUCUCUUUUCUCCUCUUCCUUCUAGCACUGCCUGAAUUUGCUUGGGUGAUGGGAGGAAGCGUCAGGGACGGGAGGGCUUCUUCCUCCUGGGCUUCUUUCCUUCUCUCUUGAUUUGACAGAUUCAUUCAGUAAAAGUGGAGAAAAGAAACAGAAAAACUGGGUGAGUGAGGUGGGAGUCCAAGUGGCACACAUUGGCUGGGUUCACACAACAUAACAAGCCAGAGUGCAGGUUGAGUACGAGCUGUCAUUGAACCAUGGCUUAUUAUUGAAUCAUGGGUAGUUGUGUUGUAUGAAUGCAGCCUCACUAACAAACCAUGGUUUGAACCACAGGCAACACGUGAAGCAAAUCCAUGGUUUGUUAUUGGGUGGUAAACUCUGGGUUGUUUGUGGUUAACAAACCAUGGUUUAUUAGCAUGGCUGGGUUCACAGAACACAACUACCAACUAUUCAAAAACCCACAGUUCAGCAACAACCCAUACUCUGGCUUGUCGUAUUGUGUGAACCAGGUCGUUUAGCUGCCAGUCACUUUGCUUCUUGCUUGUGGGUAGUCUGUCCAGGUAGACUUUGCAGGGUUUAAGCAUUUGCUCUAGAAAUCCUAAUUGGGUUGGAGGUUCAGUGGGAUUCUCUGAUUAAUACCUUUCUGGGGAUUCAGUGUAAGAUGUAACAUCAUAUUGCUUCCAAACCAGCCAUCAGCGUCCAUCAGUGCUGAGCCUUUUGCCUCAAUCACAAAGUCUAAAGAAGUUUCGAUGGGAAAUAGAUUAAUGAUGUUCUCCCACCUCAUCCUGGUCUCUUCUUCCAACCUUCUGCACAUUCAUCCUCUCCUUCCCCUUCCCCUUCCUCUCAUUAUAGGGGAUUUAUUUGCCUGCUAUACAUUUGAGGAACCUUAUAAUGGAGUGGAGAGAGGGAGGGAAACAUUUAAGUGGCGAUCCACCUGCCUUCUCUUAAGUGACUGUUGCCUUAUGCCCACCACAUUUGUGUGCUUAACCUGUACAAUUGGAGGGCCUGGGUCUGCCAUUCUGGGCCUUUCGAUAAUGUUGCCAUUCCAUUUUUUAAUAAAUAAAAGGAGCAAAAUAAUAAAGAAUAUGUCUGAAGUAGAAA